CUUUUAUUCCGAAAAAGUCAGAUAGGAAGUGUAGCACACAGUGCCCAGACAACCAGAUUGUGGUGAGGUGUAAGGAGCGAUUGCUAUGGCAGAUUUGUCGUUGUAUUUAACUAAUGUGAAUGUUUCACUUGGGCAAACUAUGGAAACUGAUAAGAAUCUAAAAGGAGAGAACGACUUUGAGAGGGUGGAAAUGGGAGACUCUGCGGGGAGGCAGGGCAAAGUGAAGGUUCCCCGCAGGACCAUCUUCUUUGCUAGUGGAGAGACCAUGGAGGAGUACAGCACCGAUGAAGAGGAAGAAGUGGAUGAGCCUGUGAAGAGAGAUGUCUUACCUGUAGAUACGUCCAAACUGACCUGGGGUCCAUAUUUCUGGUUCCACAUGUGGAGAAUGGGCACUUCUACUAUCUCAGUGUGUGACUUCAUGGGAGAGAGACUGGCCUCUCUGUUCGGCAUCACUUCUCCUAAAUACCAGUACGCUAUAGAUGAGUACUACCGCAUAAAGAAAGAGGAGGAGGAGGAAGAGGAGGAGAACCGUCUGGCUGACACGGCGGAGCAUCGCUUUGCAGAGCAGCGACGAGGCGAGCACAACGACCCUCACCCUGCCACCGUGGAUCAGCCGGAAGCUUCCAGAGCCUCCUUUGUAAACAUUAGCUUUGAGCUGGAACCUGAAGCUCCUCUCAGCACCACAGAAACAAACAGAGUGCCCUCCCCACUUCCCUCAUGAAAACUUCAGCAUUUCUCUCCAUUACAAGUCCGAACACAUUAAUUGACUUUGCUUUAUAGAUUAAUAAUACUGUUAUUUUUUUAUUUUAUAGUACUCCGUGCAGGGAGAAAUACAAAGGGCUGUAGCAGUGCACUCGCCGUACCUGUGAAUUUAAGUGUGUGUAAGGCGUUAAAAUCCUAUGCAAGACUGAGAGGUAUCUUUGAACUGUUUUGUUGAGCAUAAAAGGCUAAGUUGAGAAAGGUAAAUAAAUGGUGGGUGUUACAUUUUUUGAGAAAUACAUAAUAAAUCUCAAAUGUUGUUUAUUAUUUAAUAAAUAGAUGGAAAUCCAACGUAAGCUGAACAGAGAACGAAAGGUUAAAUAUUGUCCCUUCCUCUGGUAUGAGCAUGAACACACACAUGAUUCUACUACUGGAUAUAUGCAAAGUCAGACAUUUCACUACAUAAACCAAGUUUGUAAACACAUGACCUGAGUUAUUGCCUAGGCCUGGGUUAAUCCAACAUCUAAAUUCACAGGAGUAAGAUUUGCUUUCACAUAUUAGCUAAUAUCUAUCUAGCAUAUGAAUCUUGUGUUACAUCUUUACAUAGCAGCACAUACUAACUGAUUUCAUGGCUCUCCUGCAAAUAAUUAUAACAAAUCUAUGUCUGCAUAGUGUAUUGAUAGACCAAAAAACCUCCCGGUCACUAUAGUGUCUUUAAGAUAAAGUUAAGUAUUGCAUCACUAUUGUGUAGAUGGAUAUAUGUCAUUGAGAUUUGGAGCCGUGUGAGAAGUAACACUUUUUGUUCAAAUGUACUUUAAUACUUACCUCAAAGAGACGGUAUGCUUUCUUUGUACUUGUAAACAUGUAAACAUUGAUUCUGUGAUGAUAUCAAUUGACAAACAGAACGACCUACUAUGAUCUACACUAUUGCCUUCAUGUUGUUGAGGGUUCAUCUUAAAGUGUCCUUGUUGAAGCGUCUGAGUGCAGCAGGCGUAACACUGAGCUAUCAUAAGCUGCUUAUUGAUUCUUUUUAUCCUCUGACAUGGCUGAGUGACAGGCCUCAGAUCUCAGAGCAGCCCUGAAGUGGUGAAGAUUCAGAGAAAUGACAAUGAUCUAGUGCUAGAAGAGAUUUCUUUAUGGGCUUUAAAGAAGUAUUGGAUGCAACAAAUCAGAGCCGAUGCAUGUAUAUAACACUGUGGGUUUCUGUCCGUCUUCAAUGAAGGAUAUUAGUUGUGCUUUUUAAAGGAAAAAGGAAAAUAUGCAAAAGCUAUUUUAACAAACCUUUAUUGAAUAUGUGUAUACAUAUCUAUAUUUUCUGUGUUAAUAAAACCGUUAAACAAUC
This is a messenger RNA of Eleginops maclovinus (Patagonian blennie), 2041 nucleotides long. RefSeq names its product family with sequence similarity 177 member A1 (gene fam177a1a). The transcript is spliced from 5 exons. Lineage: Eukaryota; Metazoa; Chordata; Actinopteri; Perciformes; Eleginopidae. The record is from RefSeq and is a predicted model, not a curated record. The coding region runs from base 86 to 721 and encodes 211 amino acids.